CCAUGCGGAGCGUAGUCGCCAUCUUGUUGUUGUCCGCCAUUUUGUGCGCAACACUCGCGCAGUACCCGCGCCCGAGGCGGCCGGAACGCUUCGAUACUGCGGAACAGAUAUCCAACUAUUUGAAGGAACUACAGGAGUAUUAUUCUGUACACGGCCGUGGACGAUAUGGCAAACGACAAAUGCACAUAGCAGAUGCUUCUGUUAUCUUCAAGGAAAUGCCGUUUUUCGACCACAACGCAAACGAAGAUAUACUAUUCAAAAAUUUCCCCUAUAAUAACUAACAUAAGUACCUAUCUAAAUAAAAAUUGGACGACAGGCUUGAUAAACGCGUAUUUUAAUCUAUUACAUGGUAGCAAUUAAUUAAUGAAAUUAAUUUAAUUCCUACUAAUAUUGUAGACUAUUGUUGUAAUUUUGAUAAUCUACCUUUAAUAUGGCAACAUCAGACAUCGUUUUUGCCGCGUAAAUUUUUAUUUUUUAUUUCAAUGGCGGCAAAGUGACAGUUAUUACGUUUUUUUUGUGAAAUACUUAACUAACCGUAUGAUUUUAUUUAAUAGGGCCUAAUCUAGUCAAUUCGAUAUCCGUCUUCUGUCUAGUCAAAUAAUGUUGCGAAAAAUAAAAUAAUUUUCAGGCUGGGUGGAAAUUAUUUUUAGCAUUGUAAGUAAUUGUGUUAUCUGUGAAAUUAUAAUCAUGUGAUUAUCAGGUGAAUUAAUAAACUAUUUUAAAAUGC
Messenger RNA from Colias croceus (clouded yellow), 727 nucleotides. It is a transcript of the gene NPF2, whose product is annotated as pro-neuropeptide Y-like. NCBI's taxonomy places the organism in Eukaryota, Metazoa, Arthropoda, Insecta, Lepidoptera, Pieridae. Gene Ontology annotation, molecular function: hormone activity. The record is from RefSeq and is a predicted model, not a curated record. The transcript has 2 exons. The coding region runs from base 3 to 281 and encodes 92 amino acids. Gene Ontology annotation, cellular component: extracellular region.